This is a messenger RNA of Diuraphis noxia (Russian wheat aphid), 2636 nucleotides long. Its product is annotated as fatty acid synthase-like. The record is from RefSeq and is a predicted model, not a curated record. Gene Ontology annotation, molecular function: fatty acid synthase activity; oxidoreductase activity. Lineage: Eukaryota; Metazoa; Arthropoda; Insecta; Hemiptera; Aphididae. Gene Ontology annotation, biological process: fatty acid biosynthetic process.
GACUUCAUCCGAUGGCWUUGAAGGGUACUCGAACCGGUGUGGUUGUGGCUCUGUCAUCAAGUGAAACGUGCGAUUGGUGGUCCAAAGACCCAGAAAUUGUUAAUGGUUACGAAUUUAUAGGCACCUCGAGAACGAUGAGUGCUAAUCGUGUAUCCAACUACUUCGACCUUAAAGGACCUAGUUACUCCAUCGAUACGGCGUCUUCUACCAGUUUGAUUGCGCUCCAUCAAGGCUUCAAACUCAUUCAAGACGGUGUUUGCGAAAACUGUAUCGUAGCGGGUGUCGAUUUGGUGUUGAAUCCGACUGUAUCGCUCAUGUUCCAAAAUCUGAACAUGUUGUCGCCCGGUGGCAAGUGYCGAUCGUUCGAUGCUGAAGGCGAUGGAUACGUGCGAUCAGAGGGURUUGUCGCCGUGCUUUUACAAAAAUCCAAAAUGGCCAAGCGCAUCUACGCAGGUUUGUUGAAUACGGGAAGUAACGCUGACGGUUACAAAGACGAGGGUAUCACAUUCCCUUCGCAAGAAAUGCAAAUCUCUCUGUUUAGGCAAGUCCAAGAAGAGGUCGGCGUUAAAUCGACUCAUUUGACUUUCAUGGAAGCUCAUGGGUCUGCCACUAAGGUGGGCGAUCGUCAAGAAGUUGGCGCAAUCGUCGAAGUGUUCUGCAAAGGGAGGACAUCUCCACUCCUCAUCGGCGCUCUCAAAUCGAACAUGGGGCACGGAGAACCGGCUUCCGCCUUGUCCGCUGUCAUAAAAGUCCUCGUGGCCAUGGAAUGUAGACUUUUACCUCCCAACUUGCAUUACAACAUACCGAACCCGGACAUCCCUGCCCUGGUAGACGGGAGAUUAACCGUCGUGGAAAACGUCGUUCCAUGGGACGGCGGUAUUGUCGCAGUCAACUCUUUUGGAGUGGGUGGUGCCAAUGGACAUUGUCUGAUGAAGUCGUACACUCAGCAGAAGAAAGAACAGCAAGUACUAGAAGAGGAUUUACCUAGAUUGGUGGCUGUGUCAGCCAGAAACGAAAGUGCCAUAAAUUACAUGAUAAACCGAAUCGAUCAAAUGCCCAGGGACARAGAGUUCUAUGCCUUGUUGUAUGGAGUCCACAGCGAAAACAUAUUUGGCCACAAAUACAGAGGUUAUAUACUGUUUAAUGGAAUGUACGACAAACACCGUAAAAUCGCUGAGUUUGACCAACAAAAAAAACCAGUUGUUUUUGUCUUACCCGGUGUGGAGGCCUAUUGGUCUGAUGUGGGUAAACAAUUAAAACGUUUGCAUGUGUUCAAUGAGUCCAUCACGCAGAGCGCGAAUUUGUUAAAUCAAAAAGGGUUUAAUUUACUUUCARUGUUGAGAAAUACAGAUCCCGUAACAAUAAAUGAUCCAUCUAUGUCUGUCGUAGCUACGACCGUUGUUCAACCGACAAUAUACGCUCUGGACACAUGUGUUCAAUUAGCUUUCGAAAACAGCGGAGGUGCUUUCAAGUUGAAAGUGGCCGAGGUAGGAACCGGGAGAAAACUUGAAUCACUGUACGCAAAAUCCGUCAUUGAUGUGAUCAACACCGAGCCAAUGCCCAGCGUGGAAGUAACAGUGUUUACCGACCUGCCAGCUCCUGUCACGGAACAACUCGAUGAAUUCGGUGUUCGAGUAGUGGAGAAGGAUGUGUACAGACCGGAGCCGAUCGAUUCUAACUGUCAUCUAGUCAUCGUCGCUGACCAGCUAAGUAACGCGGUUUUGGUGAAAAACGCUGCUGACAGUUUAAAAGUUGGUGGUUGUGCACUGUUUGUCGAAAGCAAAAAACCAACUGAACAACAACUUAACGCGACAGGAUURGAAUUGAUAGCAAAUUUAAGAUCGAAAGAUAAUAAGACAUUCGUUCUCCUUCGRAAGAAUGUGAACUGGUCAGCGCCGAUUGUGGUAAACUGCACAGGAAAUGAUUUUGCUUGGAUUGAACCAUUCAAAUCUGCUCUACAGCGGGCUGAACAAGAAAAUAAACAAGUGCUCUUAGUUAGCCAAGGUGUCGAGUAUUCCGGAAUUUUAGGUUUUGUAAAUUGUAUUCGAUUGGAACAAAACGGAAACGCGUUGAGAUGUCUGUUCAUCGAAGAUCCGAAAGCACCAACAUUUUCGUUAACUUCCGAUUUCUACCAGAAGCAAUUGAAAAAAGAUYUGCUGAUCAAUGUUUACCGCGGCGGUGUCUGGGGUAGCAACCGACAUUUCCUGUUGGGAGACGAUUCCGAAAAUAUGGUUGUGCCUAAAGAAUACGCGUAUAUAUCUACAAGAAAGGUUGGAGACUUGUCGACGCUGAGCUGGAUCGAAGGCCGCCUGCAAUAUUACAAACCCGAGGACUAUCCGGGAAAAGAACUGUGUACUGUAUACUAUGCACCGCUGAAUCACAUGGACGUCCUGUUCGCUGAACGUUCGUGGUUGCCAUUCUUCAACACGGACACUGCUGACCAGGGCGCRUUUUUGGGCCGAGAAUUCGCCGGCCGCAACGCAAAGGGUCAAAGGGUGUUUGGAUUGGUGUCCGGCAGCGCCCUCGCCACACAUGUAUUAGCCGACAGCUCUACCCUAUGGGAAGUGCCCGACAAGUGGACCCUCGAACAAGCGUCCACGGUUUCCGUUGCGUACGUUUUGGCUUAUUAUGGACUU